Messenger RNA from Rhododendron vialii, 3658 nucleotides. Its product is annotated as putative pentatricopeptide repeat-containing protein At3g47840. Gene Ontology annotation, biological process: RNA modification. The transcript is spliced from 4 exons. Lineage: Eukaryota; Viridiplantae; Streptophyta; Magnoliopsida; Ericales; Ericaceae. The coding region runs from base 204 to 2426 and encodes 740 amino acids. The record is from RefSeq and is a predicted model, not a curated record. Gene Ontology annotation, molecular function: protein binding; RNA binding.
UUCCUCUUUUAACCAUUUUUUUUCCCUUUUACUUUCCUAAGUUCCAAACGGAGCCUUAAGAACUGAGAAAGGUUUUUCACACAUCCUUUAAUAAACCGGUGCUAUAUCAACUGGGUUUAUGCAAGUGAAGGUGUGGGUUUGGAUCUUCCUUUGUCGUUUCAGUUCAGUUACAUAACUGUUAUGCUUGAUAGAGUAAUACGGACAUGGUUUUAUCUAUUAGGCUGGCUCAUGUGAGGCGGUUCUAUACAGCUUCAAGGAUUGCUUUCAAUGAACCCAGAGCCCUUCAGGGCUUAGUGCAAAACAAGGAGCAGUUUACUCAAACGAGUACCAGUAGUAAUGUCUAUCCAGUUAAUGUGCUUGAGGUCAACCGUAAGUUGAAGGAAUUGGUCAAAACAGGUCAUUUGAAAGAUGCCCGCCAAAUGUUUGAUAGGUUGUCCCAAAGAAAUGUAGUUUCGUGGACCACAAUGAUUUCUGGCUAUGUCAACGCCUCUGAUUCGUCUGAGGCGUUGACAUUGUUUUAUAAAGUGUGGGUAGAGCCUGAUCUUGCGAUGGACGACUUCGCGCUUAGUAUUGCUCUCAAGGCUUGUGGACUCAACUUGAAUGAGAAACAUGGAGAGAUAUUACAUGGGUAUUCGGUUAAAACUGGUUUUGUGAACUCUGUUUUCGUUGGUAGUGCGCUUCUUGACAUGUACAUGAAAACUUGUAGGGUUUGGGAGGGUUGCAGAGUGUUUGAAGAAAUGCCUCUUAGAAAUGUUGUUUCGUGGACUGCAAUUAUAACUGGGCUUGUACACGCAGGCGGCAAUGCUGAGGCGUUGAGAUACUUUUCGGAAAUGUUGCGAUCGGGCGAGGAAUAUGACUCGUAUACAUUUGCUAUUGCGUUGAAGGCGUGUGCUAAUACGGGUGCAUUGAAUUAUGGGAGGGAAAUCCACACCCAGGCAACUAAAAGAUACUUGGCUGCGUGCUCAUUUGUCGCUAACACUCUUGUUACUAUGUACAACAAGUGUGGGAAAGUGCUUUAUGGCUUGCGCUUAUUCGAAAGGAUGAAGACCAGAGAUGUGGUUUCAUGGACCACAGUAAUAACAACAUACGUUCAAAUGGGCCAAGAGAAUCAUGCUUUUCAAGCAUUCCUACAAAUGCAAGAAUCAGAAGUUUGCCCCAAUGAAUACACUUUGGCAGCAAUCAUCUCUGCGUGUGCUAAUACUGCAAGGAUGGAAUGGGGUGAACAACUGCAUGCUCAUGUUUUAAUCGUAGGUCUUCUGGACACUUUGUCGGUGGCGAAUUCUAUCAUGACCUUGUAUUCAAGAUGUGGGCAGUUUAAUUCAGCUUCAACGGUUUUUCAUGGAAUGAGCAGAAGAGACAUUGUUUCUUGGAGCACUAUUAUUGCCGGGUACUCUCAAGGUGGUCAUGGCGAGGAAGCUUUCAAGUAUCUAUCGUGGAUGAGAAAGGACGGCCCUAAACCCACUGAGUUUGCUCUUGCCAGUGUGCUGAGUGUUUGUGGAAAUAUGGCCAUUCUCGAGCAAGGGAAGCAACUCCAUGCUCACGUGUUGUCCGUUGGAUUAGAGCACAGAGCUAUGGUACGGAGUUCUUUGAUCAAUAUGUAUGCCAAAUGUGGGAGUAUAGAAGAAGCUUCAAGGGUAUUUAAUUGGACAGAAAAUGAUGAUAUAGUGUCAUGGACAGCAAUGGUUAAUGGAUAUGCUGAACAUGGUCACAGCAAAGAAGCUAUUGAUUUGUUUGAGAAGAUUCCCAUGGUCGGUCUUAGACCAGACUCUGUGACCUUCAUUGGUGUUCUUACUGCUUGUAGUCAUGCUGGGCUUGUUGAUCUUGGCUAUCACUAUUUCAAUUCAAUGAGUGAGGAGUAUGGGAUUAAUCCUUCAAAAGAACACUAUGGUUGCAUUAUCGAUUUACUCUGUCGAGCUGGACGAUUAAGUGAUGCUGAGCACAUGAUAAGAAGUAUGCCGUUCACCCGGGAUGAUGUUGUGUGGUCAACUCUGCUAAGAGCAUGUAGAUUACAUGGUGAUGUUGAUCGUGCAAGACGUGCUGCAGAGCAGAUUUUGUUAUUGGAUCCCAAUUGUGCUGGGACCCAUAUUACAAUUGCCAAUAUCUAUUCUGCCAAAGGGAGGUGGCGGGAAGCAGCCGAUGUAAGAAAGCUGAUGAGGUCAAAAGGUGUUAUAAAGGAGCCUGGUUGGUCUUGGAUUAAGAUCAAAGACCAGGUUUCUGCAUUUGUUGCUGGGGAUCAAUUACACCCUGAAUGGGAGGAUAUAUAUGCCAUUUUGCAUUUACUUGCUUCAAGGGAAGCUAUCCAGGAGAUGGGCUCUCUUGAAUAUGAUGUUGAAGAUUUACAGAAGUUUGAGUUUUCCUUUCCUAUACUACAGGCCUCUCAUAUAGAGUGUGAUGUGUCAUUGAGACUUUCCUCAGGAAGUUGUUGAGUUUUGGAUCAGACAUAAUUAUCUACACUGAUGUCUGAGCAUCGUAACAAUUUAAAGCAAACUGAGAAACUGAUGAAACCUUGGAUGUCUAACCAGCCUCAUGGAACUACCCAAAUCCACUGCUGUUUGUUUCUAUCCUUGAUCAGGGCAUGUUUCCUAUCUCUGGGGACUGAACGGAACACUGUAUUUUUUUGGCUACAGUACUGGGCUGAUGAACUGGGACCCAACCAACAUGCUGUGAGUAUGUCAAGAAUAGCAGAUAUUUCCACAAGGAUUCACCACUGCUGAGCAUUUCUAGUAGGGUUCAUCAGACAGUUGAUGAUACUUGCGUCAUCUGCAGGCACAACUAUAUAUGGUUUUUCAUCUCUUAUGCGAGGUGUUAACUUCAAUCAUCUAUGCGUUUCACUGAUGGUUUGAGCACUGGGGAAACAAUGAACACUGAGGAACUACAGCUAAAUUAGUAUCAUCUCGUAACUUUCAGCUUUUAAUAAUCUUAAACUUUGCUCAAUCCAAGGUGUUUUUUUACAGGUAUGGCUCUUGACGUUUGCACAUCUCGCUAUUCCUCACCAUUUCAACUACCCUCUAUCAUUGAGUCGAGUAAGUUAUGGGAAAUUGAGGAAAGUGAUCAAGACCCUUUACAUUCUAGUCGAGUAAGCUACGCAAAGAUGGAGGAAAGCCGGCCAGACCCUCUACCUAGUUGAGCAAGCUAUGCAAAAAUCGAGGAAAGCAUUCCUGCCCCCUUGACCUGAAUGCCAGAUUCUUCUAUCUCUUAUGGCAAGAUCGAAUUGGAUUCUUCUCUUAUAUCUGCUACUGCCAGUGAUCGUCAACCUAAAAAAAACAAGGUAGGUUGGAUCCUUUCACCGGUGUGAGUCGAUUGUUCCUGGAAGUUUACCUCAACUUCUUGGAAGCCCAUAUUGACUCCCACCACCCCUUGGUCAUAAUGCUGGGUCGUCACUUUUCAACUUUGAGCUGUGAUGCUUUGCCUUCCCAUAAAACUCAGCUUACUUUUUUUGUGGGAGAAAAAAUGUCUGCUUCCAUGUUGUAACCGUUAGUUUUCUUCUAAUGUUGCACUGAAUGUUUCAGUUCUCUAGCAGUUGUCUGGAUCUUUAGCUGUAAACCGAAACAACUUCGCGAGUGCAGCCUUGUCUGUAUGUUCUUUACAUUGUACGCCGAUGGAGCCAAGUAAUUUUGAACAAAAUAUGGUUUGUGAGUUGUGUCCGAGAUUGUGUUUU